This is a messenger RNA of Melospiza melodia melodia, 3066 nucleotides long. RefSeq names its product calpain 1 (gene CAPN1). The record is from RefSeq and is a predicted model, not a curated record. Gene Ontology annotation, biological process: proteolysis. Gene Ontology annotation, cellular component: cytoplasm. Gene Ontology annotation, molecular function: calcium ion binding; calcium-dependent cysteine-type endopeptidase activity. Lineage: Eukaryota; Metazoa; Chordata; Aves; Passeriformes; Passerellidae.
AGCCCGAGCCGGGUUUGUUCCUCUCCCCGUUUCACCCCCGGUGCUUCGCGGCCGCAGCGCCUUCCCCGAUCCCUUCCCUGCACAAACCCCUCACAAACCGCCCUCCCUUCACACUUCUCCCUCAUGGCCCUCAGCCAAUCAGCGACGCCUCCUUUGCGCGCCUCAUCUCUGAUUAGCUGAUACCGCAUAAACUGGGAGAGCGUGGCUUAGUCAAUAUCUGCCUUCUGAUUGGUUGGAGGCCUGACCUGGCGGCCUAUAGGAGGCGGGCCUCGGGAAGGGGAGGGGCUAAGGUCGCUGAGGCGAGGAAAAAGGGGCGGGAAGGCGCCGGAGCUCUUGAGGGGAUUUUGCUGCUUUUUCCUCUUUUGGCAGCAGAAAAUCAAUUUAGUACCUUAGAUUUUACUAAAAUAUAGCGAAGAAUGGCUUAAACUUCAGAGAAGCCUUUAGUCCUGCGGCAUGAGUGAGCCAGAGAGAAGCCACUGUGGUGCAGAUGUUCCUCUCCAGGCUCUCUGACAAGGACCUGGCCAUGGCACCGCUGGCUACAGACAAGCGAUACAACCCCCUGCCCUUCCCCAUCUCUCCCCUCUGUCCCCAGGCCAUGGCGGAGCCCCCGGUGGUGCCGGUGUUCUGCACCGGGGUCUCGGCUCAGGUGCGGCGCCAGCGCGCCAAGGAGCUGGGGCUGGGCCGGCACGACAACGCCGUGCGGUACCUGGGGCAGGACUACGGGCAGCUGCUGCAGGAGUGCCGCAGCUCCGGGACGCUGUUCCAGGACCCCUCGUUCCCCCCGGCCGCCUCCUCUGGGUUCCGCGAGCUGGGCCCCGGCUCCUCCAAAACCCGCGGCGUGCAGUGGAAGAGGCCCACGGAGCUGUGCCCGCGGCCGCAGUUCAUCGUGGACGGCGCCACACGCACCGACAUCUGCCAGGGAGCGCUGGGUGACUGCUGGCUGCUGGCGGCCAUCGCCUCGCUGACGCACGAGACGCUCCUGCACCGCGUGGUGCCGCACGGGCAGAGCUUCCAGCAGGGCUACGCCGGCAUCUUCCACUUCCAGAUCUGGCAGUUUGGCGAGUGGCUGGACGUGGUGGUGGACGAUUUCCUGCCCACCAAGGACGGCAAGCUGCUCUUCGUGCACUCGGCCGAGGGCUCCGAGUUCUGGAGCGCGCUGCUGGAAAAGGCCUACGCCAAGGUGAACGGCUGCUACGAGGCUCUGUCGGGCGGCAGCACCUCCGAGGGCUUCGAGGAUUUCACGGGCGGCGUCACCGAGUGGUUCGACCUGCGCCGGCCGCCGGCCGACCUCUACCAGAUCAUCCUCAAGGCGCUGGAGCGCGGCUCGCUGCUCGGCUGCUCCAUCGACAUAACGAGCGCCUUCGACAUGGAGGCCGUGACCUUCAAGAAGCUGGUGAAGGGCCACGCCUACUCGGUGACCGGCGCCAAGCAGAUCCCGUACCGCGGGCAGGCCCUGGAGCUCAUCCGGAUGCGCAACCCCUGGGGAGAGGUGGAGUGGACGGGCGCCUGGAGCGACGGCUCGGCCGAGUGGCACGCGGUGGAGCCGGCGCUGCGCCAGCAGCUCAUGGUCAAGAUGGAGGACGGCGAGUUCUGGAUGUCCUUCCGGGAUUUCCUGCGGGAAUUCACCCGCCUGGAGAUCUGCAACCUCACGCCGGACGCGCUGCAGUCGCGCAAGUUCCGCAAGUGGAACACGCGGCUCUACGACGGGACGUGGCGGCGCGGCAGCACCGCCGGCGGCUGCCGCAACUACCCCGCCACGUUCUGGAUCAACCCCCAGUUCAAGAUCCAGCUGGACGAGGUGGACGACGACAGGGACGAGGACGGCGGGCGCGAGCCGGGCUGCAGCUUCCUGCUGGCGCUGAUGCAGAAGCACCGGCGCCGCGAGCGCCGCUACGGCAAGGACAUGGAGACCAUUGGGUUCGCUGUCUAUGAGGUCCCUCCCGAGUACGUGGGGAGGUCGGGCGUGCACCUCAAGCGCGAGUUCUUCCUGGCCAACGCGUCGCGCGCGCGCUCCGAGCAGUUCAUCAACCUGCGCGAGGUGAGCACGCGCUUCCGCCUGCCGCCCGGCGAGUACAUCGUGGUGCCCUCCACCUUCGAGCCCAACAAGGAGGGCGACUUCGUGCUCCGCGUCUUUUCCGAGAAGAAAGCCGGCACCGAGGAGAUGGACGACAAGAUCCAGGCCACGCUGCCCGAUGAGAAAGUGCUGAGGGAGAGCGAGAUCGAUGAGAACUUCAAGCAGCUCUUCAAGCAGCUGGCGGGGCCGGACCUGGAGAUCAGCGUCACCGAGCUGCAGACCAUCCUCAACCGCAUCAUCGCCAAACACAAAGACCUGCGCACCAAGGGCUUCAGCCUGGAAUCCUGCCGGAGCAUGGUGAACCUCAUGGACAAAGGACGGAAUGGGAAGCUGGGGCUGGUGGAGUUCAACGUGCUCUGGAACCGCAUCCGCAACUACCUGAGCAUCUUCCGCAAGUUUGACCUGGACAAGUCGGGCUCCAUCAGUGCCUACGAGCUGCGCCUGGCGCUGGAGGUCGCAGGGUACCGGCUGAACAAGAGGCUGCACGAGCUGCUCAUCACGCGCUACGCCGAGCCCGACCUGGCGCUGGACUUCGACAGCUUCGUCUGCUGCCUCGUGCGCCUGGAGACCAUGUUCCGGUUUUUCCAAGCCAUGGACGUGGACCAGGACGGCGUCGUCACCUUCGACCUGCUGCAGUGGCUCCAGCUCACCAUGUUCGCCUGACCGGACUCUCCAAGUGCCUUCCACGACCCCGCGCCAGUUUCUCCCAUUUUUUGGCUUUUUUCAGCAGAAAAGGCUGGAUGGGGGGGUGGGGUGGGGGUCACACGGGACCCCCCCCAGCUUUGCCAAAGCUCCCGUCCCUCCCUCACCUCACGCUCGGCCCUUUUGGGGCAAAUCCUCUGGAUUUUGGUGCCUCCUGUGCUGACGGAGCCCCGGCCGUCGUCCUUUGCUUCAGGGAUCUGCUGCCCCCGGGUGCCAGCAAAUGACUUUUUUAUUGUAUAAAUUAAAAAUGAGAUAAAAACCAAAGAAAAAAAAAGUUAUUUAAGUCAAAA